Rhizophagus irregularis DAOM 181602=DAOM 197198 is the source of this 489-nucleotide messenger RNA. The record is from RefSeq and is a predicted model, not a curated record. Lineage: Eukaryota; Fungi; Glomeromycota; Glomeromycetes; Glomerales; Glomeraceae.
AUGAGGAAAUAUACGAAUUUGAUAAAUCGGAAUUCAAGUUUAAAUUGGCAAGAAACAAUGGAACAGAAUUAUGACCAAAAGAUUCAAAUUAAGGCUCUACUAUUCUUUAAACAUAAUAGUAAAGUCUACUUUCUUCUUGUCUAUUAUCGGAACUUGAGAACUUCAAAGUACUGGACGCAGUUAUACUACUUUAUGAGAUGUGCAAAUGAACUAGAAUUAACAAGUGAACGAAGUUACAAAGACUUUAAAACUAAUACCGAAAGCUUAAGCGAAUUUAUAAAAGAAUAUGCGGGACUUCUCGUUGAAAUUAUAGAAAUAUGUGCGUUGACGAUCCCAUUAUCGUCAUUAAAUGGGCCAACCCAUUUCCGCGUAACGGCAGAACUCAGACGAAGAAGUGGAUGUCAACUAACUAGCUGUUUAAACGGCUUUCCAGCUUGGUCGUACCAUGAUCGAGUUAACCAAAAUGUCCCAGAUAUCGGACUGUUAUAG